Molecule: messenger RNA, 402 nt
Organism: Capsicum annuum
Lineage: Eukaryota; Viridiplantae; Streptophyta; Magnoliopsida; Solanales; Solanaceae
Exons: 1
Molecular function (GO): zinc ion binding
Source: RefSeq, a predicted model, not a curated record
GUAAAGACAGUUGGUAGUUAUUUGUACUGUGUGUAUGAAUCAGGAAGGAGGUACAUUAUUGAUAUUGAUCAUGUUACGUGUAACUGUUGUCGGUAUCAAAUUGAUGAAAUACCAUGUGCACACACAAUUGCCGUUUUGAAGAGUAUAAAUGUUGAUGUAAAAGAGUAUGAACGUUACUGCUCAGAAUUGUACAGGCCAAACACCAUUGUCAAGACGUAUGAACUCCUCAUAGUUCCUAUGCCAGACAUGAAAGAUUGGAUUAUUCCAGAAUCUGUUGAUGCCGAAGAAGUUUUUCCAUCCAAAUACAAAAGACCUCCAGGGAGGUCAAAGAAAGGAAGACAUUUGAAAUCUAGUGAAUCACUUACUGCAAGUUCAAAUCAUUGCGAUAAAUGCGGAGUGUAG